Prorocentrum cordatum is the source of this 742-nucleotide messenger RNA. NCBI's taxonomy places the organism in Eukaryota, Dinophyceae, Prorocentrales, Prorocentraceae. The record is from the annotation of a GenBank genome assembly.
AGGAUGCCGGCGCAGUGCCCUGCAGGCCGCACGGUCCGGGCGGCCUCGGGCCCUUGCGCGUGUCGCCGCGCGGCGGGGCGGGCCCGGCGUGGAGGACAGAUGGAUGUGGGCGAGCUCCACGGAGCCGACGCGUGCGGCGGAGGCUGGAGGCCGGGCGCGGACGUCCUGCAGCAAGAGGAGUGGGACGGCUUGGUGGAGGAGGACCCAGGCAGCGCCCGGCAGAAGGCCACGGACCCGACGCCUGGCGGCGCGCCGCGCGAGAUCCCCAAGGAGAGCGCCGGCGGGAGCCAAGCCCCGCGCAGGGAUGGCCCUGCGGUUUCACCUCCUGCUCGUGUUGCGGGAAGCCAGCGUGACGCCCGGAGGUAAGGGGAACAAGUUCUCAUCGAACCCAGACCUCCUCGCCCUCCCGUCCUGAUUUUUUGUGUGUCUCGAGGGGGCCCGGGAAGGUCGCUUUUGCCUAGGGUCACUCCUGCGUACAGCCGAGUCGUGCCAGCUUGUGCGCAGGCGCUGCGCGGACGCACCCGCGGAGCCGCGGCGAGCCCCCCCUCGGGCGAGGUACUGCAGCUGACGGUCUGUUGCCACUGAUUACCGCGACAAUUCGCAGGCAGCUCGGUGCAUUCGCGUCGCAUGGAAAACGUCUCGUUAUGGUGUCCCCUGGCUCGGCAGCCCCACGGGGAAGGGUGGACAGUAUGGUGACCAUCGACGCUCCGCAGUGCGCAGACAUGCGCACAUGCAGCCUGCU